AGGUCCAGCCGUCCAGGAUCCAAGGAUCAUCUCUUAUUCCUAAGAGAUCCAGUAAAGGUGCUACUACAAUCUUAUACCUAUCUACAGAAAUGGUGGACUAAUUUAAAAUUAGCAUUAAUAACGGAUGACAUAAAAGCAAUAACUGCGAUCAAAUGUAUUUUAAAACAUCACCGUAAAGCCCAAAUGGUAUGGAAGAUUGCUAUUGGAUUGUAGUAUAUUUGUUUAUCAACUUGUGUCUGUCAAAAACGCAGCUAAGGCAGCUUAAAGGCACAGUUCAGCCUUUUGAACGAUGGUUUUUAAGGCGCAUUUGAGCCCUUUUAAUUGAAAAAACUAACUAGGAAAAUCAAUUAAGCAUAAUUCAAAAUCAGUAAACUCGAUGUUUUUAACAAUAUAAAUGUUUUAAAAUGUUAAAAACUUUAAGUUUGGUGAUCUUGAAUUAUGCUUAAUUGAUUUUCCUAGUUAGUUUUUUCAAUUAAAAGGGCUGAAAUGCGCCUUAAAAACCAUCGUUCAACAGGCUGAACUGUGCCUUUAACUUAAGUUGACAUGCAGAGUAUCAAAAUGUAUCAAAGUGAUGAACAGACAACUUGCAUGUUAGACAAAUUUUUUAUCUAGCCAAUCUAGGCACAAAAAAAGUAAAUUCUCGUUAAGAACUUAUUAAAAUUAGUAAAAGUGCAAAAUUUCGUUGCAAAAUGUUGUAAAGCUUGGAAAAUAUAGCCUUGCAAAGUUUGCAUAUUUUCAGUAUAUUUGUAUUACUUGCGGAAAUUGUUACCAUUUUUGAGCCGAAAAUGGUAACAAUUUCCGCUCGUAAUACAAAUAUACUGAAAACUUGCAAACUUUGCAAGGCUAUAUUUUCUAAGCUUUACAACAUUUCGCACCCAAAUUUUGCACUUUUACUAAUUUCAGUAUGUUCUUUUUAGCUGUUGUGUUUUAUCCCCUUUUCUCCGCUUAGAUUAAAUUUUAGUCUAACAUGCAAGUUGUCCAUUAUUUUCCCUAUGGAUUCGAGACGUCUGUUUAAUUAUAGUAUCAAGGAUAACAAACAACCACAUACCAAAUUUGACAAGGCUGCACAAAAUGAAAGAACUGUUUAUAUUGAACCACUCUCGAGCAUAUUUUUCAUACUUUCAUGUAUACUUCGCUGAUUUUGUAUAUAAAUAUAAUAAAUCCCAAAUAUACUGAAGUAUGCAUCACAUGAAUAAAGAUCAAAUGCCUAAAGACGUUCAGUAAAACCGAUCCAACACGCAUGCAUGCAUAUGUCUCAUCAAUUUAUGUAUACAUAAUAUAUAACAGCAAGUUGACAUAGGUGCAAGGUGAAUUAUUAAUUUCCAAACACAGCUAUGCGUUCAAUGGCGCUUUCCAUUUAAUGGCCAGACUGGUCAUACCAGAAUUUCCCUCACACGUAUUAAUGGAAAUUAAGAUCUAGUGGCGAAAAUGAGUCUCCGUCAAAAUUGAUCCAAAUUUUCGGAUUAGAUUGGCCCGAAGUCCAAAUGUAUUGUGUUUCAUUCAACAAUGUGACCGUUCUGACCACGGCCUCGCCGUGUUAAUGCAUGGAAAGCUCCCCAAAUGUCAUAUAGCGUCAAAAAUAUCACUUAGCUAUAUCGUAUGAAAAAAAUGCCGAUUAUUGAAAUAUAAUACUUUGGCCCAAAACUUUGAAAAAUAGAAAAUGCGAAAAAAAGACGCAACAUCAAUUCCGGUUGAAGAUAAUCAUACAGUGGAGUAUUUCUUAAAUACAUGCAGCAUUAAACAUUUAAACCUUCUCUAAAUACAGAUCCAUAUAAGUAAUAUAACUAUAUGGUGGAGAGAAUUAUAUGGCGGAAACUACUUAAACUUACAAAAAGUCGUAAAUUACAAAAACUUUUGGUAAUUGCAUGAUUGAAAGAUCUCUACUUUAGUGUAAAUGAAUAUUGAAAUACAUGCAUGUAUAAUUAUAGGGAGACAUUUUUUGUUGUUAAUUGUUGAAACAAAAUUAACUUCUUUCCUCUAAAUAGUUGCAUGUGCAGGUUUUCAUUGGGUACAGGUGAUUCCUAAGACCACAGUAAUACUGGAUCAAUAAUAAAUUAUCCUUGCUAGAUCUGUAUAUGAAAAACAAUUCGGAACUGAUAUAGAGAAAUCCAGUAUUAGUUGGAUACAUGCAUUCAGUUAGUUUAGUUUGUAUAUAUAUAAAUAUUAUAGGACCAACAAGGGCUGGCCUUUAUAUAUAUUCGAUAUCUGCAAAUGGAGCAGUUUCAAGCUGAUAAAGCUAUCCAGAAUAAAUAUAAAUUUGGUUCAGUUAUAGCAGAAGUACAUUAUAGAGCUGUCAAAAGCCAUCUAAUAUGGUCCAUAUAGUUGACUUUGAUUGAAUAUAUUUGCAUAAAAUUCAUCAACCGCGGCUACUGUUUCCAUUCAAUUAGAAUUGUAAUUAGAAUUUUAAUUAAAAUCUCUCUCAUAUAAUUACUUUGGAGCACCGAUAACAAUUUAACAAACACAACGGAAAUAAUGUCUGAAUAUUUAUCAUGGUCAUCAAUGCCAAAUUUACACGAUAAAAAUGCAGUAUAUUUUCACGAAGUAUAUAUAUUAUUACGUAGUUUGGUUCACGAAAUGUUAAAGAGUGCUUGAUACAAUAUAGUCGAUAGAUAGAGCAGAAAUAAUUGUUUUACCUCAAAAGGUUGCCACAAAGCUUGUUCGUAUAUAUACAUAUAGCUUAAGUUUUUGGUUUACGAAACACAAACAGUGCUCAAUAGACAAUACCAAAUAGAUAGAGCGUAAUAUAGUUUUUCGUUUUAUCUCAAAAAAACCACAACAGUCUGUUUCAACCGUAUAGAAAAUACAACAGUCUGUUUCAUCCACAAGAAAAUUUAAGAUUGAAGAUAUAUAGAUAUACGAAAAUUUAAAAUUAUAAUCUUUUGUCAGAAUACAUGGAAUUCUUUUUUUGGUAAAAAUAUUAAAUUUCAUUAUUCGCCCAUGCAAACUCAGUUGUGCGAUUUGCAUUUUCAAAAGCGGAAUUAUGCAUCAGCCGCAUAUAAUCCUAUAUAUUAUAAUAUACUUAACUUGUAUAUGAUAUAAAUUUAAAACAUGUAAUUGUGUCCUUUUCAUGCACAAAGCCAAAAUAAUUCAAAGUCAGCGUAUAUUUGACAUAUACAUAUAAGCAUAUAUAUAAAACCUUUACCUUUUAUUAAGCCAGUAUAUAUGCAUACGUUUAAAGAAUCUACCACAAAGAAUAUUUCAAGAUUAUCAUAGGCCAUGUAAUCCUAUAUAUAAACGUAGUUUAUUCUUACUGUAAUAAUAUACAAUGAAAGAAUUACUCAAUUCCGAUUGGCUAAGAGAAGUGCAAAUUUAUCCACAUACACUCCCAAAAAUGUAAUUCAGCGCCAAAAAAGUAAUAUGCGGCAAAUGUCCAAACACAAUCACUUUGGUUUAAGUUUUGACUUCUUACAGCUACCAACUUGUAUUAAGUUGUUGUUCCUUUCAAAUGAGCGAGCAAGUCACUCAUCAUUGCAUGUGUUUCAUGCAUGCAUGUUCACCAUAAAGUUUGUUUUAUUCGUUCUUCUAGAUUAUUACAAGAUUAAAUAAGUUUUGUCUAUAACGUUUCGGUUUCCUGCACGAAAACCAUUUUCAAAGACUUGAACGUUUUUUCAUCAUGAAGUGUUAAACAAGUAUUAACGCUAUACGUUUCGAACGAAAUUACUGAAGCUCAUGUGCAUUUCUAGAAUUCUAGUAUUAACUAUAUUUCUAUUCUAUAGUAUUAACUAUUUCUAGUAUAAUGCCCCAUACAGACGGGCGAGUUUUCCUUGACAGCUCUUGACAAGUUUUCCUUCACGAGUGUAUCGCAAAAUAAUAACAAUUUUUCCUUUGUGAAGGAGCCUUGUUCCAAUGCUAUAGUCAUACCAACUUUUGGACAAGGAAAAUUUGUUCGUGUCAUGUACGGCCGCCAAGGAAAACGUGACAGGUGUACGAGAAAUAUACAGUAGGCUACUUCGAUGGUUUUGGCAAAUAAAAGGCGGCCUUGUCGUGAGAUAAAUAUUUAACAACAUUCCGCGUACACACAGCAACAAAACUUGUCAGGAAACUUGUCAAGGAAAACUUGUUGACCGUACACACGAAAAGAUAAACUUGUAUGAAGGAAAACUCACUUGUCUUUAUCGGGCUUUAAGGCCUAACAACUGCCACUGUGAAAUUUCUAAAUACAUACAUAGUAUAGUCCGUUUAUAUAUAAAGAGAGAUUUCUAUAAUAAGCUAAAUUGGUAAGACUAAAAAUGUUUUCCUACUUUUUGUUCAAAAAACUAUACAGUACAGCAAGACACGCAUUAAGCAAAAACAAGACAUUUAACAAACAUUAGAUAAUGUAUAAAGUAGUAUGUCAAGAUAAUUAUUGCAAACAAACUCUAGACUAACCUUUUAAAAAAUCUUCCACAAAACCCUUCCAGAUCUUUCUUGUUUCAGAAAAAUAACAUUUCAAAUAGGCAAAGCAUUCUCGUAAUUUCAGCAAGCUAAAUAUGAAAAAAACUAAGCUUUUGUACAUUUAAAAUUAAAAUGUAUAAUUUCAAGUACGUUUCGAGAUAAAAACACACAUGAAGCUUUUAGCAUGCAAUAUUAAUGCUUGCCACUUAUUGGCUAAAAGAAAAUAACAUUAGCCUAUAUAGUGAGUUAAAUUACUUCACAGCUUGUUUUUAAAAUGCUUACCUUCCGGCAGAAUUUAUUUAACGAUUUUCCAAACAGUGUCAAUUGAAGGUGCUUUCCCACUAUAUUUGAUGUAAGCUUAAUUUAUCAGCUGUUUAAUUGGGGAAAUGGCGGCAGAUGUGAAGGAUAUGUCGUUUUAAACGGUUUUAGUUAAAUUUAUGCACGCUGUUUCUUUCUUCAGAGCUUUCUAAGCUAGACCGUUGAAACCAGAGUGAACUGAGAUAAAAUUUGGCUAUAGCAUUUGCUGAUAACUGAUCAGAAUGUCGGCUUAGCGAAAUGGGAUUAUAUUGGCAAUUUGGCAUUGACACUUGGCAGAUAUUGCCCAAAGAGCAAAGCGGUUGUUUUCUUUGCUUAUCGUUUCCGUUUAAGUUACAUAGUUUUCGGUAUGGAUGUUGCCUCUUAUUAAUCCUAAUUUAUUUUUCAAAAUAAAUUGCUCCCAUGUAACAUUAAUGAGUCAAUAUAAAGGUCAGGUAUAUAUUUGUUUCCAACGGCGGGAUCAGCUGUGCUGUUUUCUAACAAAUCGCAUGGCGGCACUCACGUUUAACGAUUUAUCCUUCAAAACGGGAAUUUUGCAUGAAUUAAAGAAUUUCUAAUUCCAGCGAGUUGAAGUCCUUUUAAUUAAGAUAGCUGUUUAAGUGGGGUGUGCUAAUCAUCCUUUCUUCUAACUGAGAGCUAUAAGUUGAAUUGGGAACAACGCAGCUCAACCUGAUCGAACCGAAGGCUUUCUAUAAGGGCGCCUCUGGCAGCCACCUUAUGACUCAUGUCUGAUCACGGAGCACAGCUACGGUGGACGGGUCAGUUAGGGGGCGAAUCCCAACCCAGGCCUGUCAACAUUCCUUGUAGGAGGAAACCGGAGUACCCCAGUGCUCUCACUUUUAAGGAAUUAUCCUUAAAAAUAGGAAUUUUGAAGUGUUUUAAGGAUUUUUUUAAGGAAUUUAGGUUUUGAGGAUUUUUUUUAAGGAAUUUCCGAAACAUUUUAUCCUGGACUAAAAACGUUGGAUGGAGGAUAACCCAUGCCAAGCAAAUGAGAUUUAAACUUGAAAGUAGCAACAUUAUACGCACAUAAUUACAUAUAUUCGUAUGUUCUCUAUGUCAUAAAUGUACAUAUGGCUGUCUUCCAUUAAAAUUCUCAAAAGUUGAAUGUCAGUAUAUGCUGUUUCUUCUGAAAUCUACAGAUUUUCUAAGCUCUUCAUGCAGCAACGAUUAAAAAUACAUCAUGUUGAAUGUUUUCUUUAUGGCAUUAUGCUAACAAUCAAAUGUUUGGAGAAAAUGGAGAAAAAAAAACUUUUUGCAACUAUAUGAUCAGGCCUUGUAGUAAUUUUACCAAUUUAAGGAAUUUUAAGAAAAUCUGAGGAAUUUUCGAGCUUUUUGUAAGGAAUUCGAAAAUUUGAUUGUGAGAGCACUGGAGUACCCGGAAAGAGCCUACGACUUUCGGUAGAGCGUUGAUGUUUUCACAUAACUGCGAGUCCUCAGCGAUAAUCAAACCCACGUAAAUUUUAACCUAAAGAUUAAAAGGUGAUGCUAUGACGAUCGCGUCACCGAAGUCCCAAUAUUUCACUUAAUAUCUAUAUCAAGAGAACCUCUAAACAACGGGUACCUCACGGAUAGUCACGGAAACACUUGACUUGAACUCAUCGAGCAGAAAUCAAGAAUUUUUGGGGGGAAUUUCAAAGGUCUUGCUGAGGAAUUGUGAAAUUUGAUUCUAGGCUAUAUAAGAUGCUAAUGUUUAUGUUUAUUUAUUUUCCCGCCAAGAUGAAAAUUGAACUCAUCGAGCAGAAAUCAAGAAUUUUUUUAGGAAUUUCAAAGGUCUUGCUAAGGAAUUGCGAAAUUUGGUUCUAUAUAAGAUGCUAAUGUUUAUGUUUAUUUAUUUUCCCGCCAAGAUGAAAAUUGAAGAAUUUUCUCGCAUCCAUAUUGCUUUUAACACCAAAGAUGGCAAACGUUAGAGAGAAAACUUAAAUUGUAACCCUUCCGGGAAUAAUAACCAGACAAAAAGCACAUUUAGGUAAUAAAAAUGUUAAUUUUUGCAGAUUUUUAACAAUCGGCGGUAAGAAUGAAUUCGGACGCUCUGAAUCGGCCGCUAUAUUCGCUAUAAUUGCUGUAAUUAUAAGUCUCGUAUAUUAAUUAAUUUAAGUGUCGGAAGGGACAAUUAAAAUAUACCUGCAUGUGAAGUUGCUAUAUUUUUCCCAAGAGAACUUUGCAUAUGUUUAAGACUAUUAAAUAGUUUUCAUCCCAGCCGCGUUGGAUAUAUUGUUAAUGGUUGAUGUACUACUAUUUCCUAGGCAUUUUUUCGUUUGUUUUCCCCCGCCAUAUUUAUGUGGCUUUAAUUACCGUCACGCGUUUUUUUUUGCGCCUUUUCCUAAACAUCAAUAUUGAUAUAUGUUUUUUUUUAUUAUUCUAAACACUUUUUUGACGCAAUUUUGAUUUUCAGGUACCCUCUUCCUUGAUAUAAUGAUAUUCUCUCGUACCCGUGAACAGGCUCUGAAGGAGGUGAACCUUUGCAGGCAUUUUAUAAUAUUUUUCAUGCGAUAUAAUUAUUCAUAAUUUAACUGUUCUUCAUCGUGCUCCCUUUUCGAAUUUACAUAAAAAACUAUUAAUCAAGGACGUCAAUCCCGAGGGGAUGGGGGGACACACCUCCCCCCACACAGCUAUCUGAGGUGGGGGUUAAAUAUAUAAUCAUCCCCCCUCCACACACACACACUUUUUACCAUAUUUUCCUUACUCUAUAGCUAGGAUUCACGAUACAUGAUUAACAGUUAUUCAGCUUAACAGUUAUUCAGCGUCUGAAUGACAUUAUGACUGACAUCAUUUUGCGAUUGAAUUUUUCAAAAAAAAUAUUUUUCAAAAACUCGAUCUUCUCCAAAUGAGCAUAUAACAACCUUUGAAAACGUCCCAUUCCACAGCAGCUCUGUUUCAAUUGGGCAACAAAGACUUGCAUAAAUUUUGCCCUAAAUAUACUUGUUGUGAAACUAUUGCAAAAUCUAAAGGGGAACAUGCUUCCAGGUGUGCUCACCGGUUCCGCCCUCCCCCCCCCACACACUUUCUGGAAUAGAUUAUUCCCUUUGCUAUGAAUUUUAUGUUCCAAAACUUGUUUCACAUACCAAUGCGUCCCGUAUUAUUUCCAUCUACUGGUGGCGCGUGAAUUCUUCUCGAGCUUGAUCUGCGUACCUGCAAAUUCGAACAACGAGUCAAUAUUGAAUGAAAAGAACAGUACCUGUCAUCUUGAGAUGAAAUCAAUGGAAGAUGUAAUUUAGCGAAGAAAAUACAGCCAUAUGCUAGUAAAAUCAACAUGGAUAUACUAAAUUAUGUGAUGGCUAAAGACAUUGGUGGCAAAGUGGAUCAAAUGUCGGAGUAAUUGGAAAGAAAUAACGGUUGUUAUGGUAUGUCACGUGAAUUUUGUUUAUAACUUUGUAAAUCACUUAUCACUUUGUAAAUAUAAUUAAUACUGCGUUGCUAAAUAUAAUUAUUAUAUAAGAAUUUUAAGAUAGAAAGAUCCCAUACAACGAUUUUGUUUAAUAAGGGGAAAACAACGCAUUUAUAAUUCGGAAGAGAUUCGAUCCGCAAGCUCGACUCUUUAUAAGCGCCAAUAAUAUGCCGUGAAGAUUCGAGCAUACGAAUGCCUUGCUAUGUAAUCAUUCGAUUUUUACUGAAUUUUCCGCAAAAAAGAACUGUAACUAUUCAUCGUUUCUUUUCGUUUAUCAUUCACUGACGAUUUCUGAAAAACAAGGUAGAAAUAUACUUUGCUUUUCAGAAAUCGACAGUGAAUGAGAAACCGGAAAAGAAACGAAAUUCGCCUUCAUCUAGCCACUGAACUUAAAGCAUUCUGACAAGACAAUUUUACUUCUAAUAGGGAAAAUCCAACGUACCGGUACAUUGAAUGUUUAAAGUUUUGGUUGUUUCUAAACUUGCGAAUUUAAUGCGAUAGUUUGCGACAAAGGCACGACAUAAAUUUUGGAUGACAAUUAUAGUAGAAAGCGUCGACGACCUUUACAUGAAAUGUAGGAAAUAAUAACACCAGUAUCUAGUGACCAAAUUCACCAAAUAUCGUUCUGUAAACUAGAUUCAAUCUUGUAAAGUUCGUUAUUUUCUGAUGCUACAGAAUUUCUCCUAAUAUGUUAAUUCCAUCACUUCUGCUGGCUAUAUCAAUAUGGAUAAACCUCUGGCCUGAUGUAGCGAUGGCUCAAGGUAGGGUUUAUAUAUAAUUUUGGCAAGCUGAAACAACCCUCGUAAAACUCACUAACACUCUGAAAAACUCACUAAACCAUAACUCCAUAAUUGUGUUCUUCUUAGAAAAACCCUAUAGAAGGGAUUCCUUGUUAGUUCAGUGUUAACGUGCUACAUGCAGGAUGAAAAACCUUUUGUAGAGAGUAACAAGAUGUUUUGUAGAGAGUAACACUUCUCAGAAACAACUGAAGCGAAAUUAUACUCAGACACUUGCAUAUGGCAUGAAUAAGAACUCGUUCUUAGAAUUUAAAGACACAAACCAAAAAAAUUAAAUACUCCACAAAAUUAAUCUUGAAAACCACAUUAUUCCAUAGUUUUCCAGUAUUUCUUGGUGGACAACAACAAACAGACGGCAUCGGUGUUGGACACCAUAAAACUACCAACAUGCACGCAUAUAGACCUGAAACAAAACGUCACCCUUCGCGGUGGCAUAAAAUCUGGAAAUUUCACCAAAUUGGGUGAGGUGGCAGACAUGCAAACGUGUAUCGACGCUUGCUGUCAGGAUUUGAAGUGUGACGUAGCCUUUAUGGCAGAGACGACUUGUUAUAGUUUAAGGUGUUUUAGUGACAGACUCUGUCAGACUGUGCCUGCGAAGCCACGAAGGAGUAAAAAGAAUGUUCAGAUUUCACAUAUAGUGCGAGGAGGUGGGAGGGGCGAUGAUCUCGAGACGUUUAGUCAACAGCAAGGCAUUGAAAAAUAUGGUGAGUGAUGCAAUGAUUUAGUAUUAGUCACGGUUAGGUGUCACCAUCAUCAUCGCCCUCAGUAUGAUAAUCAACAUGAUCGUCUUCAUCACCAACACCAUCACUAUAAAACUGUCACCAUCGCAACCAUCAUCAUAACCAUACAUUUAUUAAGUAUUCUGCCCUGGUUAGGUUUAAGUUAUCAGGGUUAUCAUUAAGGGUUAUCAUCAUCACCACCAUUAUCAACCAUUAUCACCACCAUCACAAUCACUACCAUAACCAAGACCAUUAUCAUCAUCACUACCAUCAUCAUCACCACCACCAUCACCACUAUUCCUACCAUAACCAAGACUAUCAUCAUCACAUCCAUCAUCAUCAUCACCAAAACAACCACCAUCAUCAUCACUACCACCAUCGCCACAAUCAUUUCGUGUUGACUAAUGAAAAACAUGUUUUCAAUACAUGUAUAUAGCCAUUGUCAUUUCAUCCAUUGCUUUCAUGACGAUGGAAUCCAGAAUCUACGAGUCAGAUUCCUUCAUUGAAAAACUAUACCAUGGCAUAACCUCAUAUAUUAUCUUUAUUUCAGUUCCAAAAGACAAGACCAAAAGAAUUUGCACGCCAAGCAAAAGUGUCUACAACUCGUCUCUACGAGGAGGAAAAUACGCUGGAAACAUGGCACCACUAAACGUCUCAAAUAUUUACGAAUGUAUUGAAAGAUGCUGCAACAGACCGCAAUGCGAUUUAAUUUACUGGCGGAAGGGAAGAUGUCACGCCGUUUCUUGCUAUACGGAUGAACUGUGUAAAAGUAGUCAGGCGGAUAACAAAGAAGAGAAUAUUUUGGUUUAUAUCAAUACAAGGCAGCAUAGACGACUAAAGGACAAAGGUAAUACAGUUUUCUUCUAAGUAUCAUAUACGAACGAAACUCAUUUGAUUCCUCGUUGAAUAGAAAGAUUUUGUUUUUGAAAAGAUCUUCCUUCGCAUAUUCUGAAUCUUAGGGGUAUGCAGCAAAGAAUGUACAAAUGGUUUAUGCAUCAAAGAUAACACUUGUGCAUGUGACGUUGGCUUUCAAGGAAAUCAAUGUAAUCGACCAGCAAAAAAAGGUAAUAUCAUCAUUUGUCGUUGGUGGUGGUGUCGUUGCAGCUGCUGCUGUUGUUGCUAUUGUUGUUGUUGCUGUCGUCGUGGUUGUUAAUCUUUCUAUUAAAAUAGUGCUGCUGCUGAUGUUGUUUUUGUGAAUCGACGUUGCCUUCGUUGUUGUGUUAGUUGUUGCUGUCGCUUGUUGCGCUGUUGUUUGCUUUUUAUUGACGCUAGUGCUUCUGAGCAUUUUUUCGCUCGAUUUUCAUUUUACAGGAUUUUGUGGCGAGCAAGGAUGCGGGCAUAAUGGUCGCUGUCAUACAAACGACACCUGCGUUUGCAGAAAAGGAUAUUUCGGUUAUUUUUGUGAAAACACAUGUAUGUAUGAUAAAUAGUUAAGAUUAAGUUAAUAAUAUAAAAGAAUAGUUAGCCUAUUUACGAACACCCUUCUCUCCAAAUUUCCCAUUUUAGAUACCAUCUAAUGUCAACAUUUCAUAUUUUAUCUACUUUUAAUUGAUUUUCAAAUAUUAAUGCAUAAAAUGCCAAAAGUAAUAAUGAGCAAUUUCCAUAUAUGCCAAGCUAAAUAGUUUUUUGUGGCUUUCAAUUUUUCUUCAACACGACGUAAAGCAUAAGAUAUUUACAUCAUAAUAAAGAACUUAAAAUUCUUAAAUUUCCGUUAAGUUUCAGUUUUCCUUUUUCCGACUAGCAUAUCGUAUUUCUUCCCACUUUAGUACAAUGUCGCCCUAAAUGCCAACAUGGCGUGUGUCUGGAUAACUCAACCAAAAACUACAAGUGCAGAUGCGAUAUUGGAUGGGAGGGAACACGCUGCGACAAGGCUAAUGGAGGUGAAUAUUAAAAACAAUUUUUCUUACCUUAUAAUGAUGCGCGAUUCUAAUUUCAGCAGAACAUCCAAGCAUCACAGCAUUUCACCUCAAACUUUCUUUUUAGAUAUUGUAGUGGCUUCUGAUGAUGGAGAGGAAGUAUUAUUUACAAAAUUCAAGGAAAAAGAUAAUUUUAUGGGGGUGAGAUUUAGAUUUAAGCCCUUAAGCAAUGUUUAAAUAACGAUACCUCAAAUGUGGAGGUCCAUUGUUUGUAGUAUUCUACAAUAAGUUAUCGUAGUCAAACGUGGUGGUCUAGCCUAGGUAGUAUUCUACAAUAUGCUGCCGUGGUUUGUGUCUGAACUAUCUGAAAAAGGUAUCUCAAACGUGGUGGUCCAGUGUAGGUAGUAUUCUACACUAAACAGCCGUGGUUUGUGUCUGAACUAUCUGAAAAAGAUAUCUCAAACGUGGUGGUCCAGUGUAAGUAGUAUUCUGCAAUAAGCUGUAAUGGUUUGUGUCUGAACUACUUGAAAAAGAUAUCUCAAACGUGGUGGUCCAGUGUAGGUAGUAUUCUACAAUAAGCUGUCGUGGUUUGUGUCUGAACUACCUGAAAAAGACAUCUCAAAUGUGGUGAUCCAGUGUAUAGGACCUAAAUCCUUUACUCCUUUCUUUUUAGCGACCGGAUGAAGGGCCAAAUGAAUCAAUCUCAUCAAUAGGAGUGGCUUUAAGCUGUGCCCUAGCGGCCGCGAUAUUGGGCACAGCGGCAAUCGUAUUUGUCACGCGUCGUAUCUUGAAAAGCCGUUCGACAGUGAAUUACGAAAUAUUACGUGAGCCUCUGAGACACGAGACAAAGAAAUAUCAAUUUUCAUCGUAA
Paramuricea clavata is the source of this 12317-nucleotide messenger RNA. Lineage: Eukaryota; Metazoa; Cnidaria; Anthozoa; Malacalcyonacea; Plexauridae. The record is from the annotation of a GenBank genome assembly.